Molecule: messenger RNA, 3440 nt
Organism: Saprolegnia parasitica CBS 223.65
Lineage: Eukaryota; Oomycota; Saprolegniomycetes; Saprolegniales; Saprolegniaceae
Exons: 18
Coding region: 1-3318 (1105 amino acids)
Biological process (GO): double-strand break repair via homologous recombination
Cellular component (GO): nucleus; site of double-strand break; Smc5-Smc6 complex
Molecular function (GO): single-stranded DNA binding; damaged DNA binding
Source: RefSeq, a predicted model, not a curated record
AUGGCGACCAAGGCGAGGAAGAUCAAUGCGACAGACGACCCGCGCCGGGCCGCCAUGCGCAUGGCGGCCGACGAAGAUGAGCUCGUGAACCCUUCCGAAGAUGACGGCGAGGGCGAUGAGAACGAAGACGGGAACAGCGCGGUCGAGAUGAGCCCGAGCCCGAGCCCAUCCGAGCCGGCGACCGCGUCCGAGAUGGGCAUCAUCGAGGAGAUCUACUGCGAGAACUUCAUGUGCCAUCGCCGCAUGUGCAUCCGUCUCUGCCGCAACAUCAACUUCAUUACGGGCGAGAACGGGAGCGGGAAGAGUGCGAUCAUUGCCGCGCUGCAGAUCUGCCUUGGUGCGUCCGCCCGCGCGACCCAUCGCGGCAAGAGCAUCAAGAACCUCAUCCGCAACGGCCAUGAUGGCAACGCGAUCGUGCGCAUUACGCUCCUCAAUGACGCCCAAGGCACGGACGCGUUCCGCCCCGAGUCGUUUGGGAAGCGCAUCAUGGUCGAGCGUCUCAUCCGUCGCGAUGGCACGGCCGAGUACCGCCUUAAGAACGAGCAUGGCAAGGUCGUCUCGAAGCUCAAGUCGGACCUCGAAGCGAUGCUCGAUCACCUCAACAUCCAGAUUGAGAACCCCUGCGCCGUGCUCGACCAGGAGAACGCCAAGCUCUUCCUUAAGGGCGACCCGACCGACAAGUACAAGUUUUUUCUGCAAUCGACGGAUCUCUACAAGAUGCGUGCCACGUUUGCCAAAGUCGCAGAUGAGACGCGCCUGCGGCAGGAGUCGACGCUUGUCCAGGAAGAGCGCAAGCUCAAGACGCUUCUCAAGGCCAAGGAAGAUGCCGAGCGUCUGUACGAAGAAGCCAAGAGCAUUGGCCACUUGAAGGAGGAGCUCGUCGAUCUCAAGCAGUCGCUCGCAUGGUCGUUCGUUAACGCCCAGGAACUGUCGCUACAAGACGUCCAAGCACAGCUUGACCAAGUCAUGCAUUUGCAGCAAGUCGCUGCCGAGAAGGUGCAGCGGCGAGAACAAGUGGUCGAUGCGCGCCGGGCCGAGCAGUCGGAAAAGAACAAUGCGCUCCAGGAGGUCGAUGCGCAAAAGGAAGCGUUUCAGCGCCAACAGCAAGCGCUGCAGCAGGAAAUCCGCGAGCUGCGGCUACCGAUGCAGAAGAAGCAUGCUGCCAAGAACACUAUGGAGCAUCAGAUUCGGCAGUCGCAAGCUCGCUUAAAGCGCAUCGAGCAUGAGAAGGAGCAGCGCCGUGCCAAGUACCAGCAAUACCUCCGGUCACUCGAAAAGCAGCAAGCACAGCAAGCCGAGGGCAUCCAGCGCGCCCAGGAGCACCUUCAUCGUGUGCAAGCCAAGAAGCGUGAGAUCGAGUCCAAGCCGAUGGAAGAAUUUGCAUCGGAGCUCGACGACGUCGAAGGCCAGUACGUCGCGUGCAGCCAGCAAAAGCGCGAGGCAAGCAACGAGGUCGAGCGUCUGACCUCGCGCCUCCGCGCGCUCGAGUCGCAGAGCCAGAACAAGCUUGUCACGUUUGGCAACCAGAUUCCCAGACUUCAGCAAUUGAUCCAAGACAACCUGCACAAGUUCUCGGCGCCGCCGAUUGGACCGCUUGGCAUGUACUUUAGCCUCAAGCCCCAGUACCAAGACUACGCGGUUGCAGUCGAAGUCGUGCUCAAGAGCGUGAUUGGCAGCUACCUCGUCGCCAACGGCCGGGACAAGAACGUCCUGGACAACCUCAAGCGUCAGAUCAACGUUCCGCCGAGCCAGGCAAAUAUCUUGAUUGCCAAGCGCACCGGCCGGCGGUACGAAAAUGUGCACAUUCCCCGUGGCCCUCUGGGUGAUCAUGCGGUGGUCUCACUCUUGGACUUUGAAAAUCCGGAUGCGUACAAUGCGCUCGUGGACGUGGCCAAGAUCGAGACCAAGCUCCGCUUUUCGCAGGGCGUCUCGGAGGUCUACAUGCCCAGUGGCGACAAGCUCCUAGUGCGCAACGGCAACGUGGCUUACAUUGCCAACAAGGGACAGCGUCACGCGCGUAUCUUGUCGCAAGACAACGCGGGCGAGAUCAACGACAUCAACCGCCGCCUCGAGCGCCAGAAGAACGACCUCCAAGCCCUUUCGCGGGACGAGCACAACCUCCGCGGCAAGCGCGAGCACUUGCGCAAGCAGAUGCAGCAACACACAGCGAGCUUGGACGCGGCCAGCCGUGAGCUCAACCGCGCCGAGAACGAUCUCCACGCGCUGCAGCGACAGACGCAGGACCCAAGCGAGAGCAACCUCGGCGAUACGACGCUGCUAGAAGAAGAACAAGCCGAGCUCGAGACGGAGAUCCAGCAGACUAUCACCGAGCUGCAGCGACUGGAGAGCGAGCUCACAUCGUCAAAUCCCGAGCUCCAACAGAAAGAAGACGAGCUUGCACGGGUUCAAAAGGACGCCCGUGGGCUCGACGCGCAUCUUCAAGAGCUCCAAAACGACGUGACGGCUGCGAUGGCAACGUUCUCAAGCGCGACGGCCAAGCUUCUCCGGGCCAAGCACGACCAAAAAGAGGUGGCCAAGCAAGUGGCUGCGCGAUCGGCCGAAGUCGCCGAGCAAGAAGAGCUCGUAUCGACGACGAUGGCGAAAGCCAAGGCAUUCUGCCCCCGUGUGGAUAACUGCACCGAGCCACCGGCGUUUUACAGCCAGCAGAUCAAGGACGUGCAGACACGCAUGGAGCGCGAGAAGCGAAAGUUUGACAACAUGGACCUGGACGAGCUCCACUUGGACAAGGAGGAGAAGACCAUGAAGUAUUUCAAGAAGAACAUCGAGUUUACUCGGUUUGAAGAGAACGUCAACACGGUCGCGACGAUGCUCGCGGCGCGGAAACGCAAGUGGGAAAACCUCCGCAUCGAAAUUGCCAACCGAACGUCAAUUGGCUUCAACAAGUUCAUGCAAGCCAAGAACUUUGCGGGGAAGCUCAAGUUCCUUCACGACGAGCAGCGGCUCGACAUCAACAUUAUGGCCAACGAAGCCGGCAAGACCAAACAGUCGAUGGUCAGCGACAUGAAGCAGCUUUCGGGCGGCGAGCGGAGUUAUACCCAAGUCGCGCUUCUCAUGGCACUUGGCGAGUGCAUCGAGUCGCCGUUUCGUGUCAUGGACGAGUUCGACGUGUUCAUGGACAGUAUCAACCGCACGCACACGCUGCAGCUGCUCGUCGAGACGUCCAAGCAGGCCUCGCGCAAGCAAUUUAUCUUUGUGACCCCCAACGAUCUCAGCUCGGUCAAGGAGGAUGCGAUGGUCAAGAUCCAAAAGCUCAACCCGCCACGCGACCGCCUCGACGGCCCGAUGCAAGCAUCCUAGUUCCCAGUCCUCUACUCGCGCGUCCGAGUCUCUUGAUUUAAUCACUUGCGUCCCUCUCCCUCCUAGUACCCCCUACUGCAUCCACGCGUUCCAACAAGUUGUGUACAAGACGAGGUGACUAC